ACGAAUCUGGUCGGUGAGCUGCGGACCGCUCACCACCAGAUGUCGCUCUCCCUCUGUUUACACACUCUGACUGUUGCACUACACCCCGGACUCCAUUCCCCAUCAGCCAUUGCACUACACCCCCGUCCAAUCAGAGACAGUAUAAAAGCCCCGAUCUUUCUGUCACUCACCGCCGAGUAUUGUACUGUGUUUAUCUGGUCAUACGAAGCGUUUCUCUGUGUUCAUCCCGUGUCGUGUCUUUCUGUUAUUCUGGCUCCUCGUCUGGUUUGUCUCGACCCCCCGCCUGUUUAUCGACUACUCUCUGCCUAGCCCUUAUACACCUGUCUGCUCCUGUCUGACCACGCCUGCCUUGACCAUGUCUCUGUCCAAAUCCUUCAAUAAAAGCGUGCAAAUGGAUCCGCUUGUCUCUCGUCUCACUCCCAACGUUACAGAAUACACCGUCAUACAAGGAUCCAGCAACUUUUUUCACGGACAUCAUCCAGGUAUGGACUAUACUUAUUUGACUGUGGGCUCGUCUUUCACGGUGGGUGUCGCUAAUGAGGAACGCGAUACCCCAGUGAUGCCGGUCGCGCAACCCGCUCGCGGAGUGGCGGGCGCGUCGGAGCGCGCUCAUAUAAUGGCGGCUAAUGUGGAGCCGGCUCGCAAAAUGGCGGCCGCGCCGGAGCGCGACGCCACGAACACGCCGGCCGCCUGGCCUGCUCACGACACGGCGGCCCUGCUGGAGCACGCUCAAGCAGGGGUGGCCGCGUUGGAUCGGCUUCUCGAAAUGGUGGCGAACAUGGGGCUCAUUCGCAAAAUGGCGGCGAGAACGGAGCUCCGUCAUGUCACAGCUGCUAUACCUGAGCCAUAUGAAGUUGCAGCUGCGUUUCCUGAUUCAAGUCAAGUUUCCAAGUCAAGUCAAGCUACAGCUGCUGUUCCUGUGUCAAACCAAGCUGGAGCUGUGUUUCCUGUGUCAAGUCAAGUCAGAGCUGCUCUUCCUAAGGCAAGUCAAGUUAGAACUGUUGUUCCUGUGUCAAGUCAGGUUAAAGCUGUGUUUCCUGUCUCAAGUCAGGUUACAGAGCCACCGCACAAGAUGGCUGCCACGCCAGAGCCACCGCACAAGAUGGCUGCCACGCCAGAGCCACCGCACAAGAUGGCCGCCACGCCAGAGCCACCGCACAAGAUGGCCGCCACGCCAGAGCCACCGCACAAGAUGGCCGCCUCGCCAGAGCCACCGCACAAGAUGGCCGCCACGUCAGAGCCGGCUAAAGCCCCGUCAGCCAAGCCACAGCCUGCUCAGGCCAUCUCAGUCAAGCCACAGCCUGGUCACGUCAUGUUUUCUGCUCCUGAGUCGGCACCCAUCAUGGCCGGUCUUCCCGAAGCGGUUUCAGAGUCAAGUCACGUCCCGUCUGGUCCCAAGUCUGCUCCAGAGCUCCCGUCAGUUGGAGAAGCCGCGCCAAUGCCUCCUGAGGUGUCAGCCGUGGCUGUGGAUCCUCCCUUGGAGGUGGCGCCCCCCUACAAACUCUCUGCUUCUUCCCUCAUUCUGUCUGCCUCCUCUGUCACUGUUCUCCCCAGGUCCCAGUCUAUUAUGCGGGUUCCUGCUCAGCCCUGGUGGGCUCUGGCGCCUCCUGUUCCGCCCUGGUGGGCCCUGGCGCCUCCUGUUCCGCCCUGGAGGGCCUCGGCGCCUCCUGUUCCGCCCUGGAGGGCCUCGGCGCCUCCUGCUCUGCCUCCGGUUCCGUCCUGGAAGGUCCCGGUGUCUCCUGCUCUGCCUCCGGCUCCGCCCUGGAGGGCUCCUGCGCCUCCUGCUCUGCCUCCGGCUCCGCCCUGGAGGGCUCCUGCGCCUCCUGCUCUGCCCUGGAGGGCUCCGGUGCCUCCUGUUCCGCCUCCGGCGGCGCCCUGGAGGGCCCCUGUGCCUCCUGCACCGCCUCCGGCUCCACCCUGGUGGGCUCCUGCUCUGUCGGUCCUGCCCCAGUCACCUGGUCCUCUGCACGGACCUGGCCCUCCAGCCCUUGCCCUGUCUCACCCCCGCCCCACCGCUCCGCUGGAAUAUGGUUCGUUUGUAGCGUCUGGAAGCCGCUCUUUGGGAGGGGGCUAUGUUACGAAUCUGGUCGGUGAGCUGCGGACCGCUCACCACCAGAUGUCGCUCUCCCUCUGUUUACACACUCUGACUGUUGCACUACACCCCGGACUCCAUUCCCCAUCAGCCAUUGCACUACACCCCCGUCCAAUCAGAGACAGUAUAAAAGCCCCGAUCUUUCUGUCACUCACCGCCGAGUAUUGUACUGUGUUUAUCUGGUCAUACGAAGCGUUUCUCUGUGUUCAUCCCGUGUCGUGUCUUUCUGUUAUUCUGGCUCCUCGUCUGGUUUGUCUCGACCCCCCGCCUGUUUAUCGACUACUCUCUGCCUAGCCCUUAUACACCUGUCUGCUCCUGUCUGACCACGCCUGCCUUGACCAUGUCUCUGUCCAAAUCCUUCAAUAAAAGCGUGCAAAUGGA
Labeo rohita (rohu) is the source of this 2473-nucleotide messenger RNA. RefSeq lists its product as uncharacterized. The coding region runs from base 356 to 2386 and encodes 676 amino acids. The record is from RefSeq and is a predicted model, not a curated record. The transcript is spliced from 2 exons. Lineage: Eukaryota; Metazoa; Chordata; Actinopteri; Cypriniformes; Cyprinidae.